UUAAAGCUUGGUCUAUGAUGAUGAUUUCCUCCAAUGAGCGCGGGAGGCCCAUAUGCAUACAUUAUUGAUCGUUUAAAUCUUUUUGCAUGUGCAAACUGAAUUAGUCUGUCUCUUUAUUAUAUAUUUUGUAGUGGCGUGGUAAUGAAGUUUUACAAUCUAGUUUUUGAAACGUACGUCCCCACCACUACAUAUAUGCAAACUGAAUUAAUCUUUUGUUAUAUUUUUUUGUUGUGCUCCUUCUAUAUAUGCAGUUUUCUUAAAAGAUUUCAAGAACAAAAGUCGAACGAUCACUGGUCUAGUUGCAACUUCAAUAUUCGUCGACCAAUGGCUCUAGAACAAAUAGCUGAAGUAGUCCAAAAUGGAAAAAUACUUGAUGCAAUUGAAGAUGAAUUUAAUGGUGUCAUCGUUGAAGUGAAUGAACCAAUGGAUCCUAAACUCUUUCAUUCAAAACUCAAAACGUCGGUUUCGCAUUGGAGACAGCAGGGAAAAAAAGGUGUUUGGAUCAAAUUGCCUAUUAAACUAGUGAGUCUCGUUGAACCUGCAGUCAAUGAAGGAUUUUGGUAUCACCACGCUGAACCAACGUACAUAAUGCUAGUGUACUGGAUUCCUAAAAGUGGCAACACUAUUCCUGCAAAUGCCACACACCGAGUUAGUAUUGGUGCAUUUGUCAUGAACCAAAAAAGAGAGGUGUUAGUUGUAAAGGAAAAGAUAGGAAAGACGUUGAAGGGUAUGUGGAAGUUCCCUACUGGAACUGCUGACGAGGGAGAAGAUGUAUGUGAUGCUGCUGUGAGAGAAGUGAAAGAAGAAACUGGAAUUGACACGGAGUUUGUGGAAAUACUUUCUUUCAAGCAAAGCCAUAAGGCAUUGUUUGGGAAGUCAGAAAUUUUCUUUGUGUGCAUACUACGACCCAAAACCUUUGACAUACAGAUACAGGAAUUAGAGAUAGAGGCAGCAAUGUGGAUGCCAUUGGAGGAGUAUAUAACUCAAAAAUACGUCCAAAGUAACGAGUUCAUGAAAGACAUCACAGAAAAAUACAAAGAAAAAGUGGAUCUUGAUGAAGUUCACACUGAAUUUUCAAUCAUAAAAAAAAAGUUCACACAGAAUUUUCUCCUCUCCUUGCGGGCUCUGGUUUCAUCGUUGAAGUAAUAUUAAGGAGCUAUGCCAAUAACAGUACAGCUUUAUUUGCUGCAAUAAUUAGCCUUCUAUUUUUUUAUUCAUUAAUGUGGCAGUGAUAAAAAGAAUAAAAUAGUUUAAAAAUAAAAAAAAAAUAAUAAUUGGCCCAUGCAGGUUUCGAACCUGCGACCUUCGCGUUAUUAGCACGACGCUCUAACCAACUGAGCUAAUGGGCCAAUUUGUCUAUUUAAUUUCUGUUUUAAUAUAUUUACAUUCUCUGACGAAUAAUGGGCCA
This is a messenger RNA of Cannabis sativa, 1408 nucleotides long. RefSeq names its product nudix hydrolase 2. The transcript has 8 exons. Lineage: Eukaryota; Viridiplantae; Streptophyta; Magnoliopsida; Rosales; Cannabaceae. Gene Ontology annotation, molecular function: NADH pyrophosphatase activity; ADP-ribose diphosphatase activity; NAD binding. The coding region runs from base 142 to 1146 and encodes 334 amino acids. The record is from RefSeq and is a predicted model, not a curated record.